GUCUUCUUGCACUUCAUGAGGUGUAUCAGGAUGUGAGGAUGGUGUAAAUGAGGUGAGAAGGCUCUGGGUAUUGAGCUGAGAUACUCUCACAGCUCUGCCCCAGUUCUGAUGUCAGUUUAGAAUUCUCAUUACCAGCAGUUAUUUCAUCACAGAUUAUCGAACCUCCUUUCUCUGCCUUGCCUCAGGAUGGCAAUCAUAGGCAAUGUAUCCUGGGGUCUUCUCUGGUGACGUGAAAUUUAAAUAUGGAAAACUGGAAAAUCACAUGUGGCUCUCUAAAGAGAGAAGCAACGUUGUUUUUCAAGCACAGAUAAGACAUUCUCCAUUGUCACCAAGCUCCACAGGAGCUACCAAGCUACCAAGAUCCACAGGAAUAAUAAAUAAUGUUGAUAUGGAAUUCAGCAGUACCAACUAAGCAACCAACAAAAAGAAAUACCAAAAAGAUUUAUUACUUACAGGAAGGAGAAAACAUUUUCUAUUUGGCAGUUGAAGAUAUAGACACAGACACAGAACUUCUGAUUGGCUACCUGGAUAGUGACAUGGAGGCCGAUGAGGAAGAACAGCAAAUUAUGACAGUCAUCACAGAAGGGGAAGUUGAAAAUUCUAGAAGACAAUUAACAGCAGGCGGAAAAGAUGGCCUUGGCUGUAAAGAGGACUAUGCUUGUCCUCAGUGUGAAUCGAGUUUUACCAGUGAGGAUAUUCUUGCUGAGCAUCUUCAGACAUUGCACCAGAAACCAACAGAGGAGAAAGAAUUUAAGUGCAAGAGCUGUGGGAAGAAAUUCCCAGUUAAGCAGGCUUUGCAAAGACAUGUUCUUCAGUGCACAGUGAAAAGCAGUCUGAAGGAGUCUUCACGAAGUUUUCAGUGCUCUGUUUGCAAUUCUUCCUUCAGUUCAGCAUCGAGUUUUGAGCAGCACCAGGAGACUUGCCGCGGGGAUGCCAGGUUUGUGUGCAAGGCUGACAGCUGUGGAAAGAGGCUGAAGAGCAAGGAUGCCCUGAAAAGACACCAGGAAAAUGUCCACACUGGAGAUCCUAAGAAAAAGCUUAUAUGUUCAGUGUGCAAUAAAAAGUGUUCUUCAGCAUCAAGCCUACAGGAACAUAGAAAGAUUCAUGAGAUAUUUGAUUGUCAAGAAUGUAUGAAGAAAUUUAUUUCAGCUAAUCAGCUAAAACGUCAUAUGAUCACUCACUCAGAAAAACGACCCUAUAAAUGCGAGAUUUGUAAUAAGUCUUUCAAGAGGCUUGAUCAAGUGGGUGCUCAUAAAGUAAUACACAGUGAAGACAAACCUUACAAAUGCAAACUUUGUGGAAAGGGAUUUGCCCACAGAAAUGUUUACAAGAAUCAUAAGAAGACCCACUCUGAAGAGAGACCAUUCCAAUGUGAAGAAUGUAAAGCUUUGUUCCGGACCCCAUUUUCUUUACAGAGACACCUGCUAAUACAUAACAGUGAGAGGACUUUCAAGUGCCACCACUGCGAUGCUACCUUUAAGAGGAAGGAUACAUUAAAUGUUCAUGUCCAGGUGGUUCAUGAAAGACACAAGAAGUAUAGGUGUGAGCUAUGUAAUAAGGCCUUUGUUACACCUUCAGUGCUUAGAAGUCAUAAGAAAACACAUACAGGAGAAAAGGAGAAAAUCUGCCCAUACUGUGGCCAGAAAUUUGCCAGCAGUGGUACACUGAGAGUUCAUAUCCGGAGCCACACAGGUGAACGUCCCUAUCAGUGCCCUUACUGUGAAAAAGGAUUCAGUAAAAAUGAUGGACUGAAGAUGCACAUUCGUACUCACACCAGGGAGAAGCCGUACAAGUGCUCAGAGUGCAGCAAGGCCUUCAGCCAGAAGCGAGGCCUGGAUGAGCACAAGAGGACGCACACUGGAGAAAAGCCUUUUCAGUGUGAUGUUUGUGACUUGGCUUUUAGCCUGAAGAAAAUGCUGAUUCGACACAAGAUGACUCAUAAUCCCAAUCGUCCACUGGCAGAAUGCCAGUUUUGCCAUAAGAAGUUUACAAGGAAUGACUACCUCAAAGUGCACAUGGACAAUAUCCAUAGUGUAGCUGACAGCUAAUGGGGGCUGUAAAGGAAUUAAACUAUUCAGAAAGGCUCCUAAUAUGAAUCCCAGAUUUUUCUCACCUGAUCAGCAUAACAGAAGUAGCCAAAAGUAACUUACUGGUCUCAUAGUUCUUAUUUGCCUACAUUUAGAGUCUGUGAUGCAUAUGCAACCAAAAAGAGUCUUAUUCUUACUGAAUGGUAUAAAUGGGGAAAAAAAAUACAAGUUCGUAGCCUUGCAAAAUGCAACUUGUGCUCUCUCUCAUAAAAAUGGAGAAAGGAGUCAUGGCUCUCUUUCUUGGCCAUCUCUCUGUAAUGAAGUUUAUUAAUAUACUUUCCUAAUAGGCCUCUUUACUUUAUUGUUAUUCUUUGUGUGUAUGUGUGUCUGUAUGUGUCUAUGUGUGUGUGCACUCACUUGCAAAUACUGGUUGUUGCAGCUGGUUUUACCAAUUUAAAUAGAAAUAAAUCAAGAUAUCCAACUAUUUCUUUGCAGAUAAGGGUAAGAAUAAGAGUUAUCAAAGUCUCAAGUGUAAUAGGAAAAUAAAUACUUGCUAUUUUAUAAAACAAAUCAAGAAUUGAUCUUAUCUACUAAAUAUGCAACAAAUGAGUUUAAAAAUAAAGAGAUAUUUGAUAACUAAAACAUCUAUCAAAAUAUUGCUCAUUUUAGAGAAUUCUUAGGAAGCAUUAUUUACUCAUUCAGAUGCAGACAUUCAUGGUCUGGGAUACUUUUAUAAAUUCUACACAAAAAAUGAUUGUCACAUUUAAACAUUCAUCAGGCUACCCCUCUUGAAUUUAGACCAUUUUGCUUUAGAAAUUAACAGUAUACCAAUAUAUGUAAUUAAAAAUAGAAACCAAAUAGAUUCUCCAUAUUUGGUGACAGAGGGCAGAACAAUAGUGACAUUUCCACAUUAUUUAUGAUCAAUAUAGCCCUUUCCCCUGUCCUUCCAUAAAAGUGCACAGAACAUGUUAGUGCAGAUACAGUCCUUAGAGCAUUAACAUUCCAUUUUGCAAAAGACAUUUUCCAGAAUUUUGGCAGUAGGUAAUUCUGAAACACUUUUGAAUUACCUUCAAUCAUCCCUCAUAAUUAGGAAUCCAGAAUACAAAGUACAAACCUGGCAAUUGUUAUGAUUGAAACUGUCACUAAUGCUUAAGGGAAAUUGAAGCAAGAAACAACAUUUCUUCCUUUAGGUUAUAUUUCAGCAAAAUACUUAACAGUAACAUACAAUGAACAGCUUGUUUAGAGAGAUGAUAUGAUACAAUAUAAUAGUGAUGUCAAAAUAACCUAGAGGAAUCCAAAAAACCAGAAAAACAUUAAAAUGAAGCCCAACUCAUGAACUUCUUUAACUGGAACCCACUCAAAAGCGAGGAAGUAUAGUUUUUUGUCUGUUUCUUUUUCUUUUUGAGACAAAGUCUCUCUCUGUUGCCCAGGCUGGAGUGCAAUGGCAUGAUCUCAGAUCACUACAACCUCCACCUCCCAGGUUCAAGUGAUUCUCCUGCCUCAGCCUUCUGAAUAGCUGGGAUUACAGGCACACACCACCACACCCAGCUAAUUUUUUAUAUUUUUAGUAGAGACAGGGUUUUGCCAAUUGGUCAGGCUGGUCUCAAACUCCUGACUUUGUGAUCCACCCACCUUGGCCUCCCAAAGUGGCGUGAGCCCCACCUCACAUGCUGGUAGUGUGAGUCACUGCACCCUGCUGGAAGUAUAGUUUAAGGAAGUUAUUUGGUUCUAAUGAGUUAAGAAGAAGGGUUAUCUGAGAUGCAGUUCUUUGACUUCAGGAAUCUCAUUUUAGAAUUCUAUUCAUGCCCAAUUCCAGUUUUAAAAAGAAAGAUUCAAUAUAUACAUUUGAAUGUAAAAUACUAAAUUUGAAACUCAGAGAUAACUUUUAAAAAAUAUAAAUCCUAAAAUUAUAAUUUAGAAGAUAUUUAAAUAUAGUUAUAUGUAGUAUUUUAUAUCUGAAAUUAUAGACUAUUUUAUAAAAAUAAAUUUUGGUCUUAUUUCUCACUAUGUCAUUUGUUGCAACAACAUAUUUUUAGAUCUAAAGUGUUUUCCAUUUAAUAUUGUAGUGUGUUUAAUAUCAUUUGAAUAUAAAAAGACAUCUGUAAAAUUUGGUAGUGUGUAUUAUUUAAACACAUCCUGUAUAUUCCUUUGAAUGCUGCUUUCUCUACAUAGGAUGCUUUAUAUCCCAAUUAUUUGAUGAAUGUAAAACUUGAAAGGAGUUCAAAUACCAAUUUUGUGUAAUCAACAAUGAGUCACAAUUCACACAGCUGCUGGGGAAAUUACCCUGAAAACUGGUGUUGCUAUACCAUGGAGUAAACGGAUAGGGAAGAGGUGCUGGGCCUUAUCCUGCUGAAAGUUUAUAGGCAAGGAAAUACUUAGAAAAUAGUGUAGAAGGACCUACAACAAAGAGUGGUACACCACUCUCUCCUUUCAGAGGACUGAAACAAAAACAAGUCCUUAGAAGACUAUUUGUAUGCUGUAAAUUGUUUAUCCAAAAGACAAGUAUUUACAGAUAGUUUCAGAUAUAUUAGCAUUUGCUUGCUAAAACUUUUUCUUUUCCAAGUCCUGAACGAAUAAAACUUUUAAAUUACUUAGUAAUAACCAAAAAAGAGAAUAUUUUAGGCAUGAUUAUUAAAAGCAUAGAUAGUCAAAGAGGAAAAGUCUUACAGGCAAGCUGAAGUUCAGGUACCUACUUCAAAGUGUCGUUUGUUUUCUGCUGUGAAGGAUUUUGACUGGGAAAAGACCCGACUCUUGGGUGCCUCUAAAGUCUAAGUAAUAGAGUCCUAGAAACUGGCUAAGUUAUUUUAAGAGAUAGUCAAUAAUGUGGGUGGUUUCAGAUACCCUUUGUAAUCACUGUCUUUGUAUAUUAACACUUAAGAUGUUUGUGUAUUUUUAAUUUGUCUUUGUUUCACAAUAACUGGCUUUUAUUUUCCUUUUCAUGGUGUUUGUUGCCUACAUAAAAGCAUUUAUUAGUUAAUCAUGAUCAGCAGUUGCAGCAUAAAAGUCUUCAUUGGUAAUAUAUUCUUGGGGUUACAUAGUAUAGUUAACAUGUUAUUUCAAGAAACAUGAGUGUGUGUGCGUGUGUGUCUAAGAGUAUCACUUAGAUGCAGUACUUACACAUGCAAGUGCAUUACUCUGCUCAAAGAUCUUCUGACCUAUCGCAGUCAACUCGUGCAUGAGUAUGAACAUGUAUUAUAUGGAAGGUCUUACAGCUUUAGUUUCUGUUUUAGAUUUUAUAUGCUGCUUCCUUUCUCAAACAAAAGCUGGAAAAGAAAAAGGAUAGGUACUAGAAAUAUUCAUUUUUUUUCUCUUCACAAAUCUAAAUGUUGCUUAUGAAAACUCAUCUUAAGAGUCAUGAAUACAUGGAGGUGGGUAGAUAGGAAAUGUGCCUCUUUAAACCCCUAAAAUUUUACCACUAAUAUUGACAUUUGUUUGCAUGUAUAUAAAUGGAGCAUGUGUAAAUACAGAAUUCCAAUCGCAUUUUUUAUUAUAAAUCUAUAAUAAAUCUAUAUAAAUCACUACCA
Molecule: messenger RNA, 5551 nt
Organism: Callithrix jacchus (white-tufted-ear marmoset)
Lineage: Eukaryota; Metazoa; Chordata; Mammalia; Primates; Cebidae
Gene: PRDM5
Product: PR/SET domain 5
Biological process (GO): regulation of transcription by RNA polymerase II; negative regulation of DNA-templated transcription
Cellular component (GO): nucleus
Molecular function (GO): RNA polymerase II cis-regulatory region sequence-specific DNA binding; protein binding; DNA-binding transcription activator activity, RNA polymerase II-specific
Source: RefSeq, a predicted model, not a curated record